CAUUUUAAUCAAACUUCAAACAUUUCAAAAUUAUUAGCGCUAAACGUUUUCGUUAACAUUUUCAAAAUUCAAAAACCACUAAAAAACUAAAAAUUCUAAUUUAUUCACCUUGCUGCAAAUCCAAAAACCAAGAAAUCACAAAAUAUGAGCUCGAAAAAUAUUGAUAACAGUGAGGAAGUAAACAGCGUGAACAGCGGGUCCUCAUCAUCCACAAGUAAAAUAAAGUCCGCCACCAGCAGCAGAGUGCGGCACUCCCAAAAGCUCAGUUGGAUACCUUCAACUGAGAAGGAAACGUACCGCACAGUUGUGGUCAACUAUCGCUACGCCAAAAUGGACAAGAGCUAUCCACGAUGCACGAGCUCUUUUUCGAAGAGGAAACACUGGGAUCGCAUGAUUGCUGCCAUGACCGCUACACAAAAUAGCGAUGCGGAGGAAGACGAUGACGAUGAUGCACCUAAUUUACGUCGACUUUACGAUUGUGCCAAAGAAGAUUUAGACAUGUACGAAACACCGGAUACCCCAAUGCCUUCUUGCGAGAAUAUAACCGCGUCAUGCGCGGCGCCCACAAAUGAAGCCAUCAAGUUGGAGGUGUACUGUUUGCCAGUAGAGCAAGAAGCUGCAGUAGAAGAACCGCAACUGAAUACAAUUGAGGAAAGUGAAGUCGAAUCGGUGACACUACGUGAUGAGGAUUACAAUGAUGAUGAGGAUAAAUCACAAGAGUGUGAACCGAUCUACGAAGCAACCGAUAACUCAAUGGAAACUGCAUCUUGUCCGACAUGUACCGAUUUUGUACUUCUGGGAGAUAAUGGCAUUGAUGAAUUGCAAGACUUCAAUGCCGACUUUUGUUGUGCUAUGACCAAGGAUAAAGGGGAUGGCACUGAAGGGACGUGCAUCAUCAAGAACAUCACAAAAGCGACACAGAACCCCGAACGUCAUAAUGAACGUUUGCAAACGACACGACUAUCGAGAAAGCGCGUAAGGAAUAUGCCCAGUCCUAAAAAUGAUGAGAAUAGUUUGCAGUUAACGAUCGCAGAAAUACCCAAAGAUUCGAGUAAUUCGAAGUGCGCACCUCCUCAGGGCGGAUUUCGUCAGCGUCAACAGGAACUGCAUCGAUAUCGUAUUGCUGUGGAGCAAAAACGUUUGGAAUUACUCGAGGUGAAGUUGCAGCGCGAACGCGAAGAAAUGCUGCGUGAAGAAAUACUCUUCGAAAAGGAGUUCGAACUUAAGGCAACACAACUGAAACAACUCAUCGAUGAUAAAACCGUUGACAUAUUGUGAGGUUAUGUACGAUGGAAAACUGAUAAUGGGGAAGAGCACGAUGAAAAAAGAUAAAUAAGUAAAAUAAGCUAGAAAAAAUUAGCAAUUCAAAACAUGAAAUUUUGUAAAAAAUACCAGUUGAAACAAGCAGUUUAAACCUUGAUAUAACAAAAUUUUAAAUUUUAUAAAAACACUAGCGUACCCUCGCCUGCUUCGCUAGGCGAAAAAUUCAAUGAUUUGCUGAAAG
This is a messenger RNA of Anastrepha obliqua, 1504 nucleotides long. RefSeq lists its product as uncharacterized. The record is from RefSeq and is a predicted model, not a curated record. The coding region runs from base 145 to 1278 and encodes 377 amino acids. The transcript is spliced from 2 exons. Lineage: Eukaryota; Metazoa; Arthropoda; Insecta; Diptera; Tephritidae.